Molecule: messenger RNA, 1644 nt
Organism: Annulohypoxylon truncatum
Lineage: Eukaryota; Fungi; Ascomycota; Sordariomycetes; Xylariales; Hypoxylaceae
Product: proteasome subunit beta type 7 precursor
Exons: 2
Coding region: 365-1183 (272 amino acids)
Cellular component (GO): proteasome core complex
Molecular function (GO): threonine-type endopeptidase activity
Source: RefSeq, a predicted model, not a curated record
CCUUGACAUAUAUCUAUAGAGCCAUAGUAACAUCGUCUAGGUACAUAGCAGGGACGUGCUGCAUGUGUACACUAGGUACCUGCCUACCUGUAAAGGUCCAACAGGCAGCUAGGUCCCGGUCGUCAUCCAGCCCUAGAGCUCUAUCAUAUCCGAUUCCAGCAAACAACAUAGUACCUACCACCUCUACCAAUAUUUCUGCACCAUCUCGAACAACUACGUUGUCGACAACUCAUUCACUUUCUGCGAUAUCAGAGCACGAUACCAACACCAAAGUGUCCGACUGUGGAUCGCUUUAAGUUUCUUAUUCUCAACCAAGCCCUUUCCCCCGACGAAAAGGAUUAUCCAUCACAUCGCAUCAGCCAGUAUGCCUGGCUUCGACUUCUCGAACUACAACCGCAAUGCGGCUCUACACGCACGAGGUGUUCCUUUGCCAAAGGCGACCAGUACAGGUACCACCAUCGUCGGGUGUAUAUUUGAUGGCGGUGUCGUGAUCGCCGCCGAUACUCGAGCCACUAGUGGUCCCAUCGUCGCCGACAAGAACUGCGAGAAAUUGCAUUACAUCUCACCCCAAAUCUGGUGUGCUGGUGCCGGCACCGCUGCCGACACUGAGUUUACCACGGCCCUCAUCUCUUCUCAGCUCGAGCUACAUUCCCUCUCAACCGGUCGAAAGCCCCGCGUCGUGACUUGUAUGACCCUCCUCAAACAACAUCUCUUCCGGUACCAGGGUCAUAUUGGAGCGUAUCUCGUCGUUGCCGGUGUUGAUCCCACAGGGACCCACCUCUUUACCGUGCAUGCCCACGGGAGCACGGACAAGCUUCCUUACGUGACUAUGGGCUCAGGUUCUCUAGCGGCCAUGUCCGUCUUCGAAUCACAAUGGAAGCCGAACUGCACCAAGGAGGAUGCCAUGGAGCUCUGCUCUCAGGCUAUUCAGGCAGGUAUCUUCAACGAUCUGGGUUCGGGAUCUAACGUCGAUGUGGCCGUCAUUACAGCGGACAAGACGACCUUGCACCGCGGCUUCAUCAAGCCGAAUGAGCGCAGCCAGAAACUGAAGAAUUACAAGUUCAAGCGUGGCACCACAGCAGUGCUGAACGAGAAGAUCAUUACCAAGGACGAAAUCGGAAAAUACGUCAGUGUACAAGAGUUAGAGUCGGCCGAAGGAGAAAAGAUGGACGUCGACUCGUGAGGGAUACACAAAUCACGGAAAAGACAACGUUACGCUGAGCUUCUGUACCGAUAUGAUGUGAUGAUAGAAGGACAUUAUCCCUUCCAAACAGGAUGGGUAAUGAAAAUUCAGUGGUCAUGCCGGCUCUACUGGUUCAGCUCUACUAUCUAGUUCCAUCAAUGAAAUAGAUAUCCUCUUUAUAAAAAAAAAGCAAUAGUGAGCUUGGUACUUACGACGUCGUUUAUUAACGCAGCAUUUUUAACACAUUCGCCGAACCAUCACUUAGGCAUUUGACUUAGCAGCGAGAAUUUCGUGAGGUUCUUAUGUCCAAAUCAAAUCGAGUUUCGGCAUUACAAGUUACCUAUAUGUCGUUUCCAAUAAAAUAUGCCUACGUCUCUCUAACCCAUUGUUUUAUGUGGGUACUAGAAUUCAAAGAGAACCAGAAAUCAUCAAUCUCUCCUAUACAUGUGUAUACGGGUAGG